AUGGGGAGGAGAUUUCUGAAGAAGCACUUUCUUGUUGUCUUGCUUUUCUUGUCAUUGGCCAUAGUUGAGCCAGAUACUUCUAUUGAACUGAAAAGAUGGAACAUCCAUGUGGUGAAUGGGUUGGGCAACGGCCGACUUCUCUUUGUGCACUGCAAAUCAAGAGAUGAUGAUCUAGGCGAACAGAACCUCUACGACGGAGCUGAAUUCAGCUGGACUUUCAGGGUGAAUGUUAUAGACACGACCUUGUUUUGGUGUUUUUUGCGGAAGCCAGAUGCGCAAUCUGUGUCAUUCGAUGCCUUCUGGGUCGAGAAGACAUCGAUUUGGCUCUUUUAUCGAUGCUACGAUGCUAACUGUAUUUGGACUGCAAAAGACGAUGGAGUGUACCUGAGAGAUAAUCCUGUUCAAAGAGACGUUUUGGUUCAUAAAUGGCAAUAA
Molecule: messenger RNA, 435 nt
Organism: Momordica charantia (bitter melon)
Lineage: Eukaryota; Viridiplantae; Streptophyta; Magnoliopsida; Cucurbitales; Cucurbitaceae
Product: S-protein homolog 1-like
Source: RefSeq, a predicted model, not a curated record